Molecule: messenger RNA, 798 nt
Organism: Aspergillus pseudotamarii
Lineage: Eukaryota; Fungi; Ascomycota; Eurotiomycetes; Eurotiales; Aspergillaceae
Gene: sod1
Product: superoxide dismutase SOD1
Exons: 5
Coding region: 102-566 (154 amino acids)
Biological process (GO): removal of superoxide radicals
Molecular function (GO): superoxide dismutase activity; copper ion binding
Source: RefSeq, a predicted model, not a curated record
UCUCUCUCUCUCUCUUUCUUCUCUUCUCCCUGACAUCAAUCUAUCUUCCCUUCACUUUGAUUUUUCUUUUCAAGAAAUUAAAUUAAUUCCCAACCGUCAAAAUGGUCAAGGCUGUUGCUGUUCUCCGUGGAGACUCCAAGAUCUCCGGCACCGUCACCUUCGAGCAGGCUGACGCCAACGCCGCUACCACCGUCUCCUGGAACAUUACGGGCCACGACGCCAACGCUGAGCGUGCCUUCCAUGUCCACCAGUUCGGUGACAACACCAACGGCUGCACCUCCGCUGGCCCUCACUUCAACCCCUUCGGCAAGGAGCACGGUGCUCCCGAGGAUGAGAACCGUCACGUCGGUGACUUGGGCAACUUCAAGACCGAUGCUGAGGGUAACGCCGUCGGCUCCAAGCAGGACAAGCUUAUUAAGCUGAUCGGUGCCGAGAGCGUUCUUGGCCGUACUCUCGUCAUCCACGCCGGCACUGACGACCUCGGCCGUGGUGGCCACGAGGAGUCCAAGAAGACUGGCAAUGCUGGUGCUCGCCCCGCUUGCGGUGUCAUUGGCAUUGCUGCUUAAACACACUAGUUCUAGUCAAUCUAGGAUGUGAAGUGCAGGAUCAGACUUGGACCAGUCUGCAAGUCAAACUGGGAGGUAUCUUGGUGAUGCUCAAAAGUUGAUCUGGACGGAUCUUCUAUGCGGUUCCUGGAGGACUGAUAGGAGGUUUCUGGUCCUGGCGAAAUCAAUUCUAGAAAUUGUAUAGGAAUGAUGACACGAGUUGAAUUUUUAUUCGAUAUUCUUUAUUUAUUCA